UGCCAGCCGGCUGCCAUGGUGAAGGCAUGGCUUUCCAAAACAAAACACCGCUCCGCCUGCUGGCAGCUUCCUCGGGGCCACUGGGGCCAGGGUGCCAAAGUGCAUUGUUGGCUGGCUCUUCUCUCUUGGCUCCUCCUCCCCCUCCCCGGGGGCUCUCCCACUCCGAGGCAACCCCGGGCUCCACCUCGCGUGCGCAACACACACACACACCCACCCACGCGCGCGCGCACACACACCCAACCCACACAGCGCGAGGAGCAGCAGCAGCACCGCGGCGAGGAGGCUCUCUGGCGGCGGCGGCAGCAGCACUCGCAGCGCAGCCACGGCCGCUCCUCCAGGCAUGGCACAGGGCUCCGGCGCACUAUGGCAGCCGCGCGACACAGCACCCUCGACCUCACCCUCGCAGCCACAGCUGAUUGUAAUGCUAUUUUUAAAGGUCUGCAGUCCAUCUUCCAAAAACAGGGAAUGACAGAGACUAUUCAUAACUGGGAAGAUCAUGGUUACCUAGCAACAUAUGUCAAUAAAAAUGGCAGUUUUGCCAAUCUGAGAAUUUAUCCUCAUGGCUUGGUGUUGGUGGAUAUACAGACCUACAAUGAUUUGAAUGGAGGAGAAGAUGCAGGUCAGCUUCUAAAUAAGGUAGAAGAAAGAAUGAAAGAACUGUUUCACAGAAACAUCAAACGGGUAAAAAGGUUGCCAGCCAUUGUGAGAGGAGAUACCAUUGACAGAUACUGGCCCACAGCAGAUGGGCGACUGGUGGAAUAUGAUAUUGAUGAAGUUGUCUAUGAUGAAGAGUCACCUUAUCAGAAUAUUAAAAUUUUACACUCAAAACAAUUUGGAAAUAUUCUUAUACUCAGUGGGGAUGUCAAUCUGGCAGAGAGUGACCUGGCAUAUACUCAAGCUAUAAUGGGCAGUGGAAAAGAAGACUAUGCUGACAAAGAAGUGCUCAUUCUUGGAGGUGGUGAUGGGGGAAUAUUGUAUGAAAUAGUCAAAUUGAAACCAAAGAUGGUCACCAUGGUAGAGAUUGACCAAAUGGGGAUCGACGGGUGUCGAAAAUUCAUGCGGAAAACAUGCGGAGAUGUCUUGGACAAUCUGAAAGGAGAAUGCUAUCAGGUUCUAAUAGAAGAUUGUAUUCCAGUGCUGAAGAGGUAUGCCAAAGAGGAAAGGAUGUUUGAUUAUGUAAUUAAUGACUUGACAGCUGUUCCAAUCUCCACAUCUCCAGAAGAAGAUUCCACAUGGGAGUUUCUAAGGAUGAUUCUGGACCUUUCCAUGAAAGUCUUAAAACCUGAUGGCAAAUACUUCACACAGGGAAAUUGUGUCAAUCUGACUGAAGCCUUGACUCUCUAUGAAGAACAGCUUGGCAGACUGUCUUGUCCUGUGGAAUUCUCAAAGGAAGUCGUAUGUGUUCCCUCAUACAUGGAACUAUGGGUAUUUUAUACUAUUUGGAAGAAGAGGAGUGAAGUCUGAAGCUCAAGGUCUCAAUGCCUCCCUUGCCACAUGGAAGUGUGUAGACUUGCCACAUGCAUUGUCUUGGCAUCUUGAAACUUUAAAUUAUAUGCUGUAGAUUAUCCUGAAACGUACUCAUGCUAUCGAUUUGUGGAUUCUUUAAAUGUUUUUUUAUUAUUAUUUUAAUUUAAAAGCAAAUGGAAAAUGUAUAUUUUGAUGAGCUAGGAUGUUAUUUUUUUGAAAGUCAGCUUAGAUGAUCUAGCAGCAAAAACUAUAGCUGCUGAAUGCACUGAACCUUUAGAAUGUGAUCAUUAUUAUUAUUAUUAUUAUUAGAUCUUUGAAUACCAAUUUUAAACGGCAACAUUAAUUUUUCAGUGUGGUCCUCUAGUUUCUGCAAAUCCCUUCCUUUUUUGGACAGUAUUCAGUUUAGACAAGUGGAUUUUUGUUAAAUGAUCAAUGUGCUUCCAUUAGAGGAUUUAAGGGCAGAUUUAUUUUUAUAGUGACGCCCUGUGGCUCACUGAGAUGUCAAAGCUCAAAGAGAUUAUCCUUUUGUGUUCUUUUCUUAUGGUGAAUUUUUAUUCUAAUACUGAUGUGUUGAUUUGGUGUUAUCAGAUGCCCACUGCCGCCAUCUGAACUGGCAAAAUUGCAGCAACUUACUUCCCAGGCCCAUUCACACUACACAAUUAGAGCACGAUUGUUCCACUUGAAUUACCAUGGUUUCAUUCUAUUGGAUUCUAGGGUUUGUAGUCUAGGGAGACACUUGGAAUGCUAUGACUGAGAAAUUCUAAAUGUCUCUCCCUGAAUUGCCAAUUCUAGGAUUUCAUAGGACAGAACCAUGAUAGAUUGAGAGGAAUAAGAAAGCUGUAAUUGCAUAUUAUGAAUAGGCCCUCUCUCACUUCAUGAAGAGAGGUGAAUGCGCUGCCCUGCAGACCUAUAGAAAAAUAUUCUACAGGCCACAGGUAACCCAAGGCUGUUUUUAGGAGUCCUCAAACCUUGCUUCCAUUACUGAUUUUUUCUAUUUAAAAAAAAAUUUUUUUUUUGCUUUAAUGGUUUUUAAAAGUCCCUUUAGAACAGCCUUAAAAGUUAAAGAAAAUGGACAACAAUCAUUUUCCACCUCUUGGUAAAAUAAAGAUAUUUCUUGGGUUUGAA
This is a messenger RNA of Anolis carolinensis (green anole), 2592 nucleotides long. It is a transcript of the gene sms, whose product is annotated as spermine synthase. The coding region runs from base 16 to 1464 and encodes 482 amino acids. Gene Ontology annotation, molecular function: spermine synthase activity. The record is from RefSeq and is a predicted model, not a curated record. Lineage: Eukaryota; Metazoa; Chordata; Lepidosauria; Squamata; Anolidae. Gene Ontology annotation, biological process: spermine biosynthetic process. The transcript is spliced from 11 exons.